UCACGUCAAAAUGACACUUUUUAAUAAUUUUCGUAAAUUAAGUAAUUUUGUGAAACCGCUCAAAAGAACUGAGUGUUUGAUUGUGUUAUCGAGGCGCACAUUUGCCAGUGGCUGGAUGUGUUGUGGACGUAAAGCCAAGUUGGUAGACCCUUUAACUGAGUCUGUUUGUGAUGAAGAUGGGACGUAUGACUAUGAUCUGGCGGUGCUGGGAGGUGGGUCGGGAGGCCUGGCCUGCGCCAAGGAGGCCAUCAACCAGGGCGCGAAGGUCGCAGUGUUAGACUUUGUCACACCCUCGCCGCAGGGCACCAAAUGGGGCCUCGGUGGAACGUGUGUCAACGUUGGAUGUAUACCCAAGAAGUUGAUGCAUCAAGCUGCCUUGCUUGGAGAGGCGAUACACGAAGCGGUGGCGUACGGUUGGCAAGUACCUUCAGUAGAUCAGGUCAAAAUAAACUGGUCUUCGUUAACAGAAGCUGUACAAAACCACAUCAAAUCCGUCAACUGGGUGACCAGAGUUGACCUCAGGGAGAAGAAGAUCGAGUACAUCAACGGUUUAGGAUCAUUUAAGGAUCCACACACGAUAAUAGCGACAUUAAAGAAUGGAAGUCAGAAAGAGUUGACGGCCAAAAAUAUUGUUAUCGCAGUCGGCGGUAGGCCCCAUUAUCCAGAUAUUCCCGGGGCGAAGGAGUAUUGUAUAAGCAGCGACGAUAUCUUCAGUUUGAGCAAUCCUCCUGGCAAGACCCUGGUUGUUGGUGCUGGAUACAUCGGUCUGGAGUGCGCCGGUUUCCUCAACUCGCUGGGCUACUCGUCGACGGUGCUGGUGCGCUCAGUGCCCCUGCGCGGCUUCGACCAGCAGAUGGCGGGCAUGAUCACCAGCGAGAUGGAGGAGAAGGGCGUCAAGUUCCACCAUCGCUGCAUCCCCGUGUCGGUGGAGAAGCUGGAGACCGGCCAGCUCAGAGCUCGCUGGCUGAACACGGAGACUAAGGAACAAGGCGAAGACAUUUUCGACACAGUGCUUCUGGCCACAGGACGGUAUGCGCUCACUGAACAACUCAACCUCAAAGCGGCGGGCGUUAAUGUACUAUCAGAGAACGGCAAAGUGGUAGCGGAGACAGAGCAGACAAACGUGCCGCACAUCUACGCGGUGGGCGACGUGCUGGAGGGCCGGCCCGAGCUCACGCCCGUCGCCAUCCACGCCGGCCGCCUGCUCGCGCGCCGCAUGUUCGGCGGCGCCUCGCAGCUCAUGGACUACGACAACGUGGCCACCACCGUCUUCACGCCGCUGGAGUACGGCUGCGUCGGCCUCAGCGAGGAGCAGGCCACGCAGAGGUACGGGGCGGACAAUCUGGAGGUGUACCACGCGUUCUACAAGCCCACGGAGUUCUUCAUCCCGCAGCGCAACAUCCGCAACUGCUACCUGAAGGCGGUGGCGCUGCGCGAGGCGCCGCAGAAGAUCCUGGGGCUCCACUUCGUGGGGCCCGUCGCCGGGGAGGUCAUACAGGGCUUCGCGGCCGCUGUCAAAUGCGGCAUAACAAUGGAACAGCUGGUGAACACGGUGGGCAUCCACCCCACUGUGGCGGAGGAGUUCACCCGGCUCAACAUCACCAAGCGCUCCGGCAAGGACCCCAACCCUGCCUCCUGCUGCAGCUAAGUUACCCCGCUAUAGCACUACUAGAUACACGAAUAAAAUCACGGAUUUGUGUUUAACUAGAUAUUGCCUGCCGAAGCUUGCAAAUUUUUUUCUCUAUCCCUUGUAACUGUUUUUUUUUUUAUAAGAGUAUCCUAGUUCGUCUAUACCUCUUGACAACUUUAAUUUGAAAUUGCAUCAGUAUAAUACGUGGAAAGGUAACUAAUUCGUUAGGUACCACAUUUAUAUGCUUUUCUAGACGCCAUUGUUCCAUUUUUGUUGUUCCGCUUUUUGCAUAGAUGGAAUAAUAUGAAAUCCAACUGUAUAAAACUUUUGCUAAUUCAAUGUGAUUUUACAUUACAUUGUAUUAAAUUUUAAUUAAAAUUCGUUAUAAAUAUUCAUUAUAAAACGGAUUUUAAAGUACAGCAAUCUGGAAAAACGCAGCAAACAGGUGCAAUGCAUUGUGCGAUAUCUAGUUAAAUAAUGGUCCGUGAAUAAAACCUUCCAACUACCUAAUUGAAGGGUCACCUUCAAACAAAUUAACAUUUAAUUUUUAGUUACAUAAGUACAGUAUCUGAAACAUGUUCUAGUAAAAACUUUUGUUUUGUUAAAUUAUGGUAACACACUUCCGAAUCUUGCUGUUAUUUUGGUCAACUCGGUAUUUUUCUUAUGGUUAAUUAAUAAAUAUGAUAUUUGAAUUAAAGUUCUAAGAAAAAUAUUAAUUGAUUUUGUACAUUUAAUUAUUAAUUUAUAGGAAAAGUUGAACAUUUUCAAGCCUUUUCUAUAAAAGUUACAGGAAACUGAACAGUUUGACUUUAUAAAACAUUUUCACGAAGAAAUACUUAAAUUCACUUGGUUUGUUACAUAAAUUAAAACAAUUAGUAAAUAGAUUGUAAUAAAUGAUAUUUUUAGCACAGAUAAUAGGAAUUAUUUAUGGAAAAUUAAUGUCCAUAAGGCCCAGCACAGACGACAAUAUAUCUGCGUAAGUUAAAACAAAAUACAGUAUUGCUACUUCUAAAAUCAAAAUCUGAUUAAGCUUUUGAACUGAAACUUUUUGAACAUCAAGCUUUGAUAUAGAUAGGACUAUUACCAUAAAGACAAUUUAACUUUUCGGAUAUUUACUAAAUCAGUUUCAAGAAAUAAACCAGUUUUACUACCUUUUGACAGCUUAUUCAAAAGUUUUGUCUUUGUCAUUUGACAUAAAGUAAAAAAGUGAAAAAACAUACGUUUAGAUUUUCCAACACUUCUCAAAAAGUUGUGAAACUGGCCCUUUGGCUUUUGUUCAUAUUAAUAUUGUGUGUAUUUGUAUCAUUAAAUGAAAACACAUGAAUAAAGUCAAAGUAACUUGGAACUGCUCCAAGCGUUAUCUUUUUAAGUCACUAAGUUAGAGAAUACCUCAGAUGAUUACUUACAUAGUACAAACUUCUUCGCGUUCUGGUUAUUAUUAUUUUCCAUCGUCUGUGCUAAGCCUAAUUUAGUGAGUUGUAGGCUAGUAGUUGUGAAUUAUAAUAAAUUCGAUAUUCAUUCCUACAAAUUAUAAGAUUGAACUUAUAAAAAAUUAUUUUAAAAGUAUCUAUUUUUUUAGAAAACAAGAAUUAAUACAGAUGCUCUAAAAUGGAAAAAUCCUUGACAACAACAAUUGUAUGGCAGAGAUCAUGUUUUGCUUUUAAAAUUCAACUUUUAUGCAAAGUAUUAUCCAUACCACUAACUAUUAAAAAACCCUCAUGGGAAAGUAUAUUUGCCUUUGUAGUAAGAUCAAAUAAUUUUAUUGAAGAAGUUCAAAUAGCUUUCAAGUUAGAUGAAAGCUUAGGGCUCCUUCACACGGGCCACCGGCCACAACCACAAAACGCUGCUACCGGCAUAUUUCCUGUAGUUUGAUACAUUUUAUAUGGACUCGCCGCACACGGUUGACGCCGGUGGCCCCACACGCUACAUUCGUCGCUGCUCGCUUCUUGUGGCCCGCAUCGGCCACUAAACGCCGCUAUCCGCCAUUCGUGCGGUUUCGCACCCCUUUCUCCCUUAUCUCAGUUAAACUGUUACUGUCGAAAAGUAGCAGCCACCGACCGCAAGUGUCGACCACUGGCCACAAGUGGCUGUCGCGCGCUUCAGCUACUUUUGUGGCCCCUUCUUGCUUCUUGUGCCGGCGUUUGUGGCUGUCGCGUGUGACCCGUGUGCGGCGACCCUUAUUGUAUGGUUUAUAAAAUCUCGUAUAGAUGUUGUGCCGCUAAGGUAUUAUUAAUUUGUCAACAAUAAUAUGAAAAUGUUAAAUGUUGUUAACAGCUACACGUUUGAAAUAGUAGUAGUAGUAUUGCAGGGGAUUUAAUUAUAAUAGUGUUUUGUUUAUUAAAUUAUCAUACCAGUGAAUUACGAAUAUUUUUUUUAUUAUUUUUAGUUAGUGUCAUUAAAGUUGAGCAAUCAUGAAAAUCUUACCUCUUCUUCAGUUCUUUAGAAUGAUAAACUUGCCAUUUUCCAUUUUUUCAAGAUUCAAAAUAUAUAAGAUAUGAAUAUGAAUAUACAACUUAAUUAUAAAUUGAAUCUGGUGCAUAAUGUUAACAAAAAAAUAAUUUAUUGUUAUUAUUAUAUUGUAACAUCACUUACAGUUCUGUAAAACAGAAUUGGGACAGUUUGCUCAGGAUUUACAGAAUUUUUAGAAUUUUGUUAUUUUUUACAAUAUACUUGGUUAAAAAUUUUACUUUAUAUUGGUCAUAAUUCAUUGAAAAUAUACUCCUAAUGUGUAAAUGUUUUUACUAUUGUCUCGAUGUCGUUAGUUUUUUAAUUGGGUGUUGAAAUAAGAUAUUGUUAGAUGUGGAUAGAAAAGUAGGUUUUAUCCACUAGGAGGAAUAACAGAGUGAUUGUCUGUUAGUUUGCUCUGCACGUCUUCACAUUAUUUACCUAAUUUAAUUAAUAUUAAUCAGUUAUUGUCACUGUAAUUUAAUCUCUAUUGUGAUUCAACUAAUAAAGUGAUAUAUUUUUUAA
Molecule: messenger RNA, 4600 nt
Organism: Bicyclus anynana (squinting bush brown)
Lineage: Eukaryota; Metazoa; Arthropoda; Insecta; Lepidoptera; Nymphalidae
Gene: Trxr1
Product: thioredoxin reductase 1, mitochondrial
Exons: 9
Coding region: 11-1648 (545 amino acids)
Biological process (GO): glutathione metabolic process; cellular response to oxidative stress; cell redox homeostasis
Cellular component (GO): mitochondrion; cytosol
Molecular function (GO): thioredoxin-disulfide reductase (NADPH) activity; flavin adenine dinucleotide binding; glutathione-disulfide reductase (NADPH) activity
Source: RefSeq, a predicted model, not a curated record